AUGCCUCCUAAAGAUGAUCCACAAUCUGAAACUCUGAGUGCAGCUAAUUACGUGAAGCCACCAAAGCCACUCCAAAUAACCGGUGGAAACCUUUCAUCGGCAUGGAAAAAUUGGAUCCAGCUUUAUAAAUGGUUCGAGAUAGCUGCACAACUAAACAAAAAACCAGAGGAAAUCCAAGUGGCAACAUUUAUGUCAUGUAUAGGAGCAGAUGCAGCAAACAUCUAUAAUUCUUUUUCCUUCACAGAAGCCGAGACUGAUAAAGUAUCUUCCAUAAUUAAUAAGUUUAACGAGUAUUUUUCUCCUAGGGUAAGCUUAACAUUUGAAAGGUACACCUUUAAUACUCUAACUCAACGCGAAGGAGAAAGUUUCGAAGAAUUCUUAACAAAAAUUAAAAAUCAAUCAAAAAAAUGUGCAUUUGAAAAUCUUGAAGACUCAUUAUUGCGGGACAAAAUAGUAACGGGUAUAAGAAAUGAUAGUCUGCGUGAAAAAUUAUUAGCAGAAGAUGACAUCAAACUAGAUCAGGCUAUAAAGGUAUGCAGAGCAAGCGAGAUAGCUUCCCAGCAAUUGCGCGAUUUACAUAAGCCCGAAACAGCAGCAGUUGAUGCAAUAAAAAAAUAUAACCCACAUUAUUACAAAAAAUCACCAAAAGCCAAAUCUUCAUUCACCUACACAUGCAGAAAUUGUGGGACAGAGCAUGAAAAAAAUGAAUGCCCAGCUUACAAACAAAAAUGCCAACACUGUAAAAGAACUGGCCAUUUUACCGAUCUAUGCUUUCAGCGAAGAAAAAAAUUCGAUAAGAAGAAAAAAGUAUACACCCUACAAGAAGGCACACAACCUGUUAGCGAAAGUGACAAUACUAGUGACGAUUCAAGCGGUUUGUUCGUUCUAGCUCUCACAAAAUCAGAAACAAAUAAGGAUGAGACAAAAAAUUGGUACGAAGAAAUAAAAAUCGAGGAAAAAACAAUCAAAGUUAAACUCGACACCGCCGCGCAGUGCAACGUGCUUCCAAUUAUAGCUUUCGGUGGAACAGAAAUCGACGUGCGCGGUGAACUAACCCUAGAUUGUGUUGUGCGCAAUAAAAAUCGAAAAAUAAAGUUCUUGAUUGUGAAAGAUUUUCCAGAUUUUGAGCCAAUAUUAGGCAAAGAUGACUGUGAAAAGUGUUCUCUAGUGCUGCGUGUGCAAGAAAUAAACUUGGAUAACGAGAUUUUCCAAGGACUUGGAAAGGUCAAAGAUUUUGUCUAUGAUAUUGACCUAAUCGACAAUCCAAAGUUUGAACAUUAUGCGCCAAGAAAAAUUCCUCAUUCCAUUCGAGAUGAUGUCAAAAAAGAAAUUGACAAUAUGCUCAGACUCGGUGUUCUAAUCAAAACGGACGGAUUUCCCCCUGCAGUUUCACCGAUGGUAGUGGUAAGAAAGAAGGACAAAAUUAGGGUAUGUAUCGAUCCCACAGACGUUAAUAAAAAUAUACGUAGGCGUUAUCAUCCUUUACUAACCAUUGAACAAAUAACUGCAAAUAUUAAAGGAUCUAAGUUCUUUACACUAUUAGAUUGUACGAGGGGCUUUUGGCAAAUCGAGGUAUCAAAGAGAACACAGCAAUACCUCACGAUGUCAACUCCUUGGGGACUAUUUUCAUUUACACGAAUACCGUUUGGACUUGCGUGCGCACCAGAAGUCUACCAGAGCUACAUGCAAACAAUUCUCGAAGGAUGCCAAAACACUGAUGUCGCUAUUGAUGACAUAUUGAUCCAUGCGAAAACUCAAGAGGAACUGCAGCAACUCACAGAUAGCUACUCCGGUUUUUUCGACUACACAGAACUCAAACAAACAACAUCAACUGAGGUUAUUAAGGCUCUGAAGGUCUGUUUUGCAACCCAUGGCAUCCCAUCGGUCCUGGAAUCAGACAACGGGCCACAAUUCGCUUCAAGAGAAUUCGCUAACUUUGCUAAAGAUUGGGACAUCCAACACCAAACAUCAAGUCCCUACUAUCCCCGAUCCAACGGACUGGCCGAACGAUACGUGCAGACAGCGAAGUCAAUGCUAAAAAAAUGCUUCAAAGACCAAUCAGAUCCUUAUAUUGCGCUCCUGAAUUAUCGAAAUUCACCACGAAAUGAGGUUCUGCAAUCACCAAACCAACGACUCAUGAGCAGACUCACAAGAACAACUUUACCAGUUUCCCCUGAACUACUUAAGCCAAAGAUUAUACCGGACGUACACGAAAACAUCACCAAAAUGCGACAAAACUACAAAUCAAACUACGACAACAGCGCAACUCCAUCAAAACCCUUUCACGCUGGAGAUAGGGUACGUAUCCAACGAAACCAUCGAGAUUGGAUAACUGGAGUCGUCGAAGAGUCACCAAAACAUGGACCAAGGUCGCUUGUAAUACGAACAGAUGAUGGCAAACUUCUACGACGAAACAAAAUCCACAUUCAGCCUACUAAAUCGAUCAUCCAGGCACCAAAGUCAGUAACAGCAAAUAUACCACCUUCAAAUUCAGACUCUUUGAAACACACCAACAACCGUAGCAAAAUACCAAACACGCCAGAUCCGACUACAUCAACACAAAUAAACAAAUCACCAGAUUCAACCAAUUCCCCAGCUAAGACGACAAGAUACGGACGUGUCUUAAGACAACCCGAUCGCUACACAUCUACAAGCUUUAAAUAA
Molecule: messenger RNA, 2664 nt
Organism: Eupeodes corollae
Lineage: Eukaryota; Metazoa; Arthropoda; Insecta; Diptera; Syrphidae
Exons: 3
Coding region: 1-2664 (887 amino acids)
Biological process (GO): DNA integration
Molecular function (GO): nucleic acid binding
Source: RefSeq, a predicted model, not a curated record